AUGUCUUGUGGCAACAUUCUAAAUGAUUCGGCACCAGGUACUGGUAUGCUUGACAGGGAGGCGCUAGGUAUGGAGAAGCGGAGCGUGCAGUGUGAGGCGAGGGUGAACGCUUGCAGCACCUUGGCCUUCCUGUCACCUACGUUCAGCACAAUCUUGCGAAUGGGACGUGCAAUUCAGAGUCGAAGAUCGGUUGUUGCUGAGGUAGACCCCGGUCUGUCCCGCUUCCGUCUCGGUCAAGUGGUCGCAAUCUCUGCACAGUCUCUCGCAAGUGGUCGGUUGUCUACGGGUCGAAAAUUGCACCGCGGGAGAGGCGCUGUCGGGACACUUCACAGCAGUGCUGACACCGACCUGAUACCUGAGAGAGAAUCGAUACCUGCAUUGCGAAGAGGCAUGGUGCGGAAACCAAAAAAGGAAGCGACGCUAGUUCUAGAGCGCGAUCGGCUCGAAUCCUCGCCCCAGGAAAAAGUUGUUGUCGCGGCAACAGUUUCUCUUGGUGUCUUUGCGAUGCUUCGGAUAUUCUGGGAGAUGCAUUGCCUUCUGGCAGCCGAGACACCGCAAGCGGCACAUCUUUAUCCAGUGGUUCGCGUUGCGCUUGAGGGCGCUACAGCUCUCUUCGCGUACAUCAUGGCCGACUUCGCCUCCGGCAUUUACCAUUUCUUCCUCGAUAAUUAUGGGUCCCGAGAAACACCCAUUUUUGGGGAACAGAUUGCUGCUUUUCAGGGCCACCAUCAGUAUCCAUGGACGAUCACGCAUCGUGAUUUUUGCAAUAACGUAUUCAAGAGCUGCGUGAAUAGUUUAUUACCGCUGCUCCUGGUUGCAUUUAGUGGCGCAUGGGGCACAUCUGCUGAAUGGACAUCAAUCUAUUUACGGAGUUUCAGCUGCGUUUUCUUUCUCAGUGUUGCUUUUGCGCAGGAAUUCCACAAAUGGAGCCACAUGAUUCGGCCACCGAGCUUCGCCAUGUUUCUGCAACGAUCGGGAUGGCUCAUCAGCCAACGAGCACAUGGUCAACAUCAUCAAAGCCCCUACCACGAAAAGUACUGCAUUAUCUCGGGUUGGUGUAAUCAGUUGCUCGAUGAUACAGGCUUUUUUCGAGGCCUGGAAAUGUUGAUUUGGCAUGUUACCGGAGUGGAGCCCUUGACCUGGCGACUAGGAGCCUCCAGAAUCCCAAGCCCGACUCGCGAAUCUACAAAACAGGAGGCCAGUAGGUCAUAG
Cyanidioschyzon merolae strain 10D is the source of this 1212-nucleotide messenger RNA. Its product is annotated as similar to ubiquitin-conjugating enzyme E2 variant. The record is from RefSeq and is a predicted model, not a curated record. The coding region runs from base 1 to 1212 and encodes 403 amino acids. NCBI's taxonomy places the organism in Eukaryota, Rhodophyta, Bangiophyceae, Cyanidiales, Cyanidiaceae. The transcript has a single exon.